CCUCCGGCCACGUCACACAAUACGACAUGAAGGGGCUGCGCUGUCACGUGUGCAACAAGCAUGGGUCCUCUCGCUACAAAGGGUUCCAAACAGCUUGCACCGACCCAGGAGGCGUUUGAGCGAGAGAGAAAACGAGUCGAGAUCGAAAAAAGGAAAGCAGAGGACGCAGUGGCGGCAAGAGAUGCCGCCGAGGAAAGUGGGCGGAAGGCAUUCGAGGCAAACGAGAAGCUACAAAAGGAGCUGGAGACAGUGAAGGCUGGCAUCGCACGUGCUUUGACGGAGAAUGGACAGUACAUAUCCAAGCCCCGGAGAGUGACGUUGCCACGCCGCUGCAGGGAGAAAGCUCAAGAGCCGGAUCAACCGAAAGAAAUGGCAGCCCUACACUUUCGGUCCAUGCAUGAUGAGGUGCCGUUUGUGUGGCUGAAGGAGCAUUUUGAAGUAGAGGAGAAGCCAAGCCAGAUUGAAGGCCACGGGGCGUUUCUCAAGCGUGGCGCGAGCAAAGGCACAACAGUGCAUACCUCGGUUUUGCCUAGCUCCGAAUUCAGCGAUGAUUUUACGAUCGAACAGUACGACUGCUGCUAUCAUGUGAUGCAUGGUGACAAGAACGGGGUGGUGUACAUCGACCCAGGUGCCCUUUUCCGAGGCAACCUGAUGGGGUGCCUGGAGGACAUGGGAAGUAGGGUGAUUCGACUUUUGAACCACAGCAGCUCGCCUAAUGCCGAGCUAUGUUUCGGCGGAGCGGCCCCUCCUGACUGGUAUGAACCAACGCGAGCCGGACAGGCAGCAGUGAUUACAAGCUGGUACACGUGCUCACUCGUGACCCGUCGACGCGUAGAAGCAGGGGAAGAACUUACGAUUUGCUAUGCCAAGUUUCCGCCCGCGUGGGACAAGGGUAAGCAGGAUAGGAGAAGUAAGAGGAAGCGGUAGACUACGGCAUCGGCACGGAGUGUGAAACGUGGGAAGUAGCGUAGCUUGAUAGGGGGUGUUGGACGCGACAUAAACGACUGUAUGCUGCUGGUGCAGGCGGUGCCGGCGGUACCGGCUCUCUGUGUGGGGGCGGGUGAGGGGGCGGAUAGGUCUUUCCUACUGCCAGAAAAGCGCUUGUAGGGGACGUUGGUCUGCUUCGAAACCAGUGCCAGCAACCGUUUCAGGACUUUUUCGGGUGGGACAAGUGGUAGAACAGCUAUUUCAAGCGCUGCCAAACGGAGGUCCUCAGUGGGCACCAAUGGCUUCGUUAACGAUUUUUUGAUGUAACAAGACCUACCUUCAACCUCUACGACGACCCUGAGCGAAUCGUCCAAUAUCCCGGGUCUUUUUGAUCAUAUCAGUGGAAUUCUCCAUUUUUCUGGUUUCAGUAAAGUAAUACGUGACCUUCCCUUCGAUUGGAUGGCCUUCAUACUCCGUCUGAUGGAAACAUGAUUUCCAUUUUCAGAGCACGUAGAAUGGAUUGGAAAUGGGGCUUGGAACAUGGAGCGCUCGGUUCAUUUUGUCGAGCCUCCGCUUUGCUGAAAAUUCCGUGCCACGAUGGUUGCACGGCGCAAAAUGUAACUCACGGGUGGCUCCCCGAAGGUCAAAGUCAUGCAAGAGAGUAUGA
This is a messenger RNA of Ectocarpus sp. CCAP 1310/34, 1594 nucleotides long. Lineage: Eukaryota; Phaeophyceae; Ectocarpales; Ectocarpaceae. The record is from the annotation of a GenBank genome assembly.